CAUGCGCUGACCCGUACCACGGGGAGCGGCCAUGUUGCUUUAACCACGCUGGGGACAAGAUGGCGUCUGGGUCUGAAGAUGGCGGAUUUCAGAUAUGGGAUCUAGGUGGUUCAAUGAUUCUCUCUGAGACACCACACAGAAGUACAGUCACAGCGAUCAACUUCUCACCAGACGACAGGUACUUCAUCACAGGGUCACGUGACACCUAUCUGAAAGUUUGGGACGCCAUGUUGAAUUUCGCCCUGGUAAAGACCAUCAACACUUCCAUAGAGAUUCUCGCCUCGUGUUUUAGUCCCAAUGGCCUUGACCUUGUCAUUGCUGGGUGUGGAAGCAGUGUCGCCAUGUUGGAGACGUCGACUUGGAGAAUGACGGGAGCUAGUACUGGUUACGCUAGUUUGAACCUUUGUGUGGCGUAUGCACCAGAUGGGAGUUACUUUCUCACCGGUGGGGACGACUCGUCCAUCACUGUGUGGAAGCGAAUGGGGGAUGGCCAGAUCAUGGCGAGGAGCCGCUUGACUGCGCACAGGGCUUGGAUCUGGUGUAUCAAAUUCGGCCGCGACGGGAAACACUUCUUUUCUUGCUCCUCUGACCGAAGCUUAAAGUUAUGGAACGCCGAGACACAGACUGUGAUCGCAACUGUCGGUGGCCAUAAUCAUCGGGUCACAUGCGUGACCUUGCUACCCGGAAUGACCUCGACCUUCGUGACGUCAUCACUUGACGGCUCCUUGAAGGUAUGGAACUACGAUAUCGUGUUGAAGGGUGAUCUACGUCCUGUCCAGCUACACUACAGACUAACGGGGGUAUCUCCCGACGGAAAAUACUUGGCGACGACUCAAGGAUGGAACAAACAAUGCAAUCUCUAUCUCACAGCAGAAGAUGACCGGUUUAUCGCGAACACAGCGCCGCAUGGUGGCAUUGUCAAUGCAAUGGCAUUCUCGGGAGAUUCAACGAGACUGGCAACAUUAGAUGUCGGCCAUUUGGGAGCACAUGAGGCAGGCUCUGUCACCAAAGCCAUCGUCGCCAUCACCAACCUCGCCGACUGUACUGUUGCGUGUAGCCGCCUGAACGUGGUGGGACCGAGGGUCAUCACUUACUGCGGGAGUGAAAGGAUCGCCGUUGGGACUCAUGUAGGUGAAAUCAUCAUGUUUGAUGCUCGAACCUUCGAAUGCCUGACUAGUUGGCAUUGGCAGGCUGAAGGCAGCACUACAUCAGCGACCUCUCUCCAAUCAUUGGCCUACAGCACAAGCUGUCGGCAUCUUGCUGGUUGUGUUUGGGGGGAAGGAGAAGAUAUAUCACCUUUAAUCAAAGUCUGGGAAAGUGGUUCCUCCAACUUGGCGCUGGAGCUGACGCUUCCAGAGGAGGACUCUAUCAAUAACCUGGCCUACUCCCCUGACGGCUCCUUGUUAGCUGCCAGCUUCAUCCAGGGGUUGAUCCUGAUAUGGUCCGCCAAAGGUGCAGACUACACCCUCACCAAGACCAUUCGCCCACCUUGGGCCAUGAACAGGCCUAGUAUCCACUUCUCCCACCAGGGGCGUUACCUCGCCACCGGCUCUGCCGACAUGAACACACGAGUUUGGGAUGUGAGGAAGAACUUCGAGAUGGUGUGCGCCUACUACGGCCCGGUGAAUGUGCUUGACUUCAAGGCGGUGAAUGAACUCUAUUUUGGAAUGGCAAGUGGCGAAAAGAAACUAGUGAAAUUUGUUGAAAAAUAAAGACAAUAUACACGCACAUACACACUGUCUAUCGUCUUCAUGAAUGCUAUCAAAGUCGUCUCAUCAUACCGACCAUGGUUGUGGCGUCGUCCUCAUAAGACCAACACUCGUGUUGUCUAGACAGGCUCAAACGAGUGACAAAAUAAGUCAAAUUCCGUAUGAAUAAUUAAAUACCAUCUUUAUCAUCGCCACCAGUAAGUAAGUCUGGUCUUCGAUCUUCCCGCUCGUGUGCUAUGAUCUCCCUAAAUACUCGUGUGGUAUCUACACUCUUAGUCAUGUCGCAUGAACGUUUAAAUUGUAUA
Messenger RNA from Lineus longissimus, 2014 nucleotides. RefSeq lists its product as uncharacterized. NCBI's taxonomy places the organism in Eukaryota, Metazoa, Nemertea, Pilidiophora, Heteronemertea, Lineidae. The record is from RefSeq and is a predicted model, not a curated record. Bases 60 to 1712 code for a protein of 550 amino acids. Gene Ontology annotation, molecular function: protein binding. The transcript is spliced from 6 exons.